Molecule: messenger RNA, 2649 nt
Organism: Myripristis murdjan (pinecone soldierfish)
Lineage: Eukaryota; Metazoa; Chordata; Actinopteri; Holocentriformes; Holocentridae
Gene: pak2b
Product: p21 protein (Cdc42/Rac)-activated kinase 2b
Exons: 14
Coding region: 1-1590 (529 amino acids)
Biological process (GO): protein phosphorylation
Molecular function (GO): ATP binding; protein serine/threonine kinase activity
Source: RefSeq, a predicted model, not a curated record
AUGUGUGAUAACGGAGACCCUGAGGAUAAACCCCCUGCCCCUCCAGUCAGAAUGAGCAGCACCAUCUUCAGUACUGGCUCUGGCAAAGACUCGCUCUCAGUCAAUCACAGCUCCAAACCACUACCUUCUGUCCCAGAGGAGAGGAAACCCCGCAACAAGAUCAUCUCAAUCUUUGCUUCUGAUAAAGGUGGUAGAAAGAAAGACCGAGAUAAAGAGCGACCAGAGAUCUCACCACCAUCAGAUUUUGAGCACACCAUCCAUGUUGGUUUUGAUGCUGUCACAGGAGAGUUCACUGGUAUGCCAGAGCAAUGGGCUCGACUACUCCAAACCUCAAACAUCACCAAGUCAGAGCAGAAGAAAAACCCACAGGCUGUUCUCGAUGUUCUUAAGUUCUAUGACUCUACAGGCAACGGUCGUCAGAAGUACCUCAGCUUCUCUUCGUCUGAAAAAGAUGCAUUCACUCCAGGGCCUCAGUCGCCGGCCAAAAAGGGCACUGAACCGUCAUCACCUAAUAUCAAAGACAUUGAUGAUGAUGAUGAUGAUGAGACACCGCCUCCCGUUGUAGCACCGCGACCGGAACACACUAAGAGUGUGUAUACUCGAUCUGUUAUUGACCCCAUCCCUGCUCCAGUCACCUGUCCAGACGGAGACGCUGCCUCCAAGGCUGUAGACAGACAGAAGAAGAAGGGCAAAAUGUCUGAUGAGGAGAUCAUGGACAAACUGAGAACCAUAGUCAGCAUUGGAGAUCCCAAAAAGAAGUACACCAGAUAUGAGAAAAUUGGCCAGGGGGCUUCGGGAACAGUAUUUACAGCCAUUGAUGUUGCCACGGGACAGGAGGUUGCCAUUAAACAGAUCAACCUACAAAAGCAGCCGAAGAAGGAGCUGAUCAUCAAUGAGAUUCUAGUGAUGAAGGAGCUGAAGAACCCCAACAUUGUCAACUUUUUAGACAGUUUCCUGAUGGGGGAAGAGCUGUUCGUGGUGAUGGAGUACCUGGCUGGUGGCUCCCUGACAGACGUGGUGACAGAGACUUGUAUGGAUGAGGCCCAGAUAGCUGCUGUCUGCAGAGAGUGUUUACAAGCACUGGAGUUCCUGCAUGCGAACCAGGUCAUCCACAGAGACAUUAAAAGUGACAACGUGUUACUGGGGAUGGAUGGCUCCGUGAAGCUCACCGAUUUUGGCUUCUGUGCCCAGAUCACUCCAGAGCAGAGCAAGCGCAGCACCAUGGUGGGCACGCCAUAUUGGAUGGCUCCCGAGGUGGUGACCAGAAAGGCGUAUGGGCCUAAAGUAGACAUUUGGUCCUUGGGUAUCAUGGCCAUUGAGAUGGUUGAAGGAGAGCCUCCUUACCUGAACGAGAACCCACUACGAGCAUUAUACCUGAUUGCCACCAAUGGCACCCCUGAACUUCAGAACCCAGAGAAGCUAUCUCCUGUCUUCAGAGACUUCCUCAAUCGUUGCCUGGAAAUGGAUGUAGAGAAAAGAGGCACAGGCAAAGACCUGCUGCAGCAUCCUUUCCUGAAGCUGGCAAAGCCCCUCUCCAGUCUCACACCUCUCAUCCUGGCAGCCAAGGAGGCCAUGAAGGGCAAUCGUUAGUCAAACAAACAAACAAACUACCCUGCCUUCCCAUGCUGUGCACAGAUCUGUGCCAACGAUUUAGGUUUUGUGCCAGACAAUAGGCUGAGAGUGGCCUCCCCGCUCUUGAUGCACCAGCCUUGUAAGCCCUGACAAACCUCACUGUGAAGAAGACCAAAAAUAUAGAGCACAACCCCACCGCUGUCCAUAUGAACUCUAUUCUCACUCAGACGUCAGAAGACAAGUCAAACGUAAGUGCUUAGUUUCAGGGUCAGGCUUAGAUAUUUUGUACAACAAAACUUUUUGGUGUCAAGUUAGGGCUAGGCUUAUAUUUAACUUGGAAUGAAGAAGAUGCCUAGUUCGAUGUAGUUUUUUUUUUUUUUUUUUUUAAAUCAACUGCCUUAAACAAAUGCAAAAUGUUGCCUAAUGUAUUGUUGAUUGUGUCAAUGUUUCUUUUCCCGUGAUUUUUACUACCUUUGUAAUUUACUUUUUUCAGCUUGUCAGUGUCUUAGUUCUUUUGAUACUUGAAUUUCAUACGUGUCCCCCUUGUUAUUAUAUAAUGGGUCUCAUUCAAUGAAAACUCUUGUUAUUCCCACAUUGACCCCCGUUUUACAGAGAUUUCUCUUUAUCUGUUAUAGGAAACACUUUCAGUACAUUCAUCACCUUUAACUUUAUGUAUUGUGAUCAUGACGAUAACGUUAAAGGAUUGCCACACCUACUGUACCAGUGUUUUACCCUGUGUCAUUAGUCUAUUGAUAGCAGAGGUGCACCUUACAGGCAAAUUAAAUGUUAGAUUGACAGGGUUUAUACUUUCUUCUCUAUUGUUCUUAUUAAAAGUGAGUAUUGUAUGUUGAACUCUGUCCUUUGUGUUAUUCUGGACCGUAGCUAAACAAAUGCGCUUUCCUCAUGUGUAUAUUGUGUACUUUAAGAUUAGCCGUAAAAAGAGUGGUUAUAUCGUACUGGUUAGCUGUCGAAGGCUGUAGGUAAAGGCAAUGUAUAUUGACUGUUUCUUUUUCUUUCUGGACAACUAACAACCUUGUCUGCGCACUCAAAUAAAUGCAGCUAUUCUUGCCUUUGUGA